AUGACAUCUCAAAAGCCCAUUGUAGUGAUUGUGCCAGGAGCUUUCCACAAGCCAAUCCACUACCGCAAGAUCACGGCUCUGUUACGCUCUCAGGGCCAUGAAGUGAUUCCUUACGACCUGGCUUCUUGCGGUGACAACGUGGAUCCAGAGGUGACAUUCAUUGACGAGGCGGCUGAGAUUCAGAAAAAGCUAGUUCCUCUGCUGGACGAAGGCAGAGAGGCUGUGAUUUUCUCGCACAGCUAUGGAUCUUUGCCGGCGACGCACUCUACAGAGGGCCUCACCGCUGUUGAGCGCGCUGAGAAAGGUCUCAAGGGCGGGAUCAUUGGAGUUGUCAAUCUUGCGGGCUUUGCGUUUCCUGCUCGUGGGGUGGGGAUCCUAGGGGAUGACACUAUUGUGCCACCUCAGCCGUACCAAUCCGUUGAGAAUGGUAUCACUUACCUGAAAGAAGAAGCAAAACCACUGUUCUUCAACAAUCUGAGUCCCGACGAGGCCGAUACCGAAUGGGCUAAUUUACAUCAGAAACAAACGCGGAAAACUUUCACCCGCUUCCCGCAGUAUGUGGAAUCGGAAAUUAAGUGUCCGAAGUUCUAUAUUCUGUGUACGAAAGACGUGUGUGUCCCACCCGCGUUUCAAGAACAGAUGGCCAGUCUUGGGGGAUACACUGUCGUUAGACUAGAUGCGGGUCACGAUGCCUUUUUAACUGCUCCAGACGAUGUGGUGGCGGUCGUGUCAAAAGCUGCUUCAAGUGGCCAGUAG
Molecule: messenger RNA, 756 nt
Organism: Penicillium lagena
Lineage: Eukaryota; Fungi; Ascomycota; Eurotiomycetes; Eurotiales; Aspergillaceae
Product: alpha/beta hydrolase
Exons: 2
Coding region: 1-756 (251 amino acids)
Source: RefSeq, a predicted model, not a curated record